Molecule: messenger RNA, 2707 nt
Organism: Labrus mixtus (cuckoo wrasse)
Lineage: Eukaryota; Metazoa; Chordata; Actinopteri; Labriformes; Labridae
Exons: 7
Coding region: 60-1865 (601 amino acids)
Biological process (GO): DNA integration
Cellular component (GO): cytoplasm
Molecular function (GO): nucleic acid binding; NAD+ poly-ADP-ribosyltransferase activity
Source: RefSeq, a predicted model, not a curated record
ACACAGCUGAAGGAAGUCAGAGAGAGAAGUCGUGGAAGAACCCUCAGAGUGUGACAGUAAUGGCGUGGGCUGAAAAUGACUUUUUCCUGCCCCCUGGGGUCGUUCGACUCGGUCUCUCUGCACCAGUUAAUGGCAGAAAGUACGUCAUGUACCACGGCACCACCAGUCAGGCUGCUCAAUCCAUCCAGGCCAAUGGUUUUCAGCAGUCUACAGAUGGGAUGCUCGGGCCUGGAGUCUACCUCAGCAGAGAUCUGGAGAAAGCUAGACGCUAUCCCAUCAAUCAUCCUGAGGAUGACAAGGUCGUCAUUAAGGUUGAGGUCAAUGUGGGCAAAGUGACCACCAUCAAUAAACAAGGCCACCCACGUCAGAAGACCUGGCAUGACUCCAGAUAUGGCGAGGUGUAUGACACCGCCUGGGUGCCAACAAAUUGUGGAAUGGUGCCAAGCGGUUUGGAGGAGGAUUGUGUCUGGGAUCCAAGUCGAAUCAAAAUCAUUAAUAAACUGCCCCCUGGGCUCGCUCGACUCUUUGGACUCGGUCUCUCUAAGGCACAUAAUGGCAGAAAGUAUGUCAUGUACCACGGCACCACCAGUAAGGCUGCUCGAUCCAUCCAGGCAAAUGGUUUUCAACGCUCUUCAGGUGGGAUGCUCGGGCCCGGCGUCUACCUCAGCAGAGAUCUGGAUAAAGCGAGCCGCUAUCCCAUUGGUCACCCUGAGUCUGACAAGGUAGUCAUUAAGGUCGUGGUCGAUGUGGGGAAAGUGAUCGCCAUCAAUCGUCAGGGCCACCCACGUCAGAAAACCUGGCAUGACUCCAGUUAUGGGAAGGUGUUUGACACCGCGUGGGUGCCACCAAAUUGUGGAAUGGUGAAAAGUGGUUUGGAGGAGGAUUGUGUCUGGGAUCCCGAUCGAAUCGAGAUUAUCAAAAUCAUCCAGCCAAGGCAGAGUGAAGAUGUUGUUUCAGACCGAGGUCCCCAGUUCAUCUCGAAGUUUUGGAAAGCUUUCUGCUCCCUGCUGAGUGCCACUGUCAGCCUCUCUUCUGGUUAUCACCCUGAGUCGAAUGGUCAAACCGAACGGAUGAAUCAGGAGUUGGAGACCUGCCUUCGCUGCCUGGUCUCCCAUAACCCAUCUUCCUGGAGCAAACACAUGAUAUGGGCUGACCCUUUUCAGUGUGCCUAUGGCUACCAGCCACCUCUGUUCCCUGAGCUAGAGUCAGAAGUCAGUGUCCCAUCAGCUCAGGCCCUCAUUCGAUGUUGUCGCCGGAUAUGGAGACAGGCCCGUCUGGUGCUCCUCAGGACAUCUCCAAGUGAUACUGACACCAGCAUGCCGUACCAGUGGGCUGAGGAUGAUGGUGGUCUGCCUUAUGGCGUCAUUAAACUUGGUCACUCUCAGCCGGUCAGUGGUAGAAGGUACGUCAUGUACCACGGCACCACCAGGCAGGCUGCUCGGUCCAUCAAGAACAGAGGUUUUUGUCGGUCUAAGGAUGGGAUGCUCGGCCCUGGAGUCUACCUCAGCAGAGAUCUGGAUAAAGCGAGCCGCUAUCCCAUUGGUCACCCUGAGUCUGACAAGGUAGUCAUUAAGGUCGUGGUCGAUGUGGGGAGAGUGAUCGCCAUCAAUCGUCAGGGCCACCCACGUCAGAAAACCUGGCAUGACUCCAGUUAUGGGAAGGUGUUUGACACCGCGUGGGUGCCACCAAAUUGUGGAAUGGUGCCAAGCGGUUUGGAGGAGGAUUGUGUCUGGGAUCCCAGUCGAAUCGAGAUCAUCAAAAUCAUCCAGCCAAGGCAGAGUGAAGGUGCUGGACUGGCUGCGGUGGCUACUGCAGUCUUUGGCGUUGCUGCAAUCUUAUUGUUUGCAGCUUUAGGUAGAAACUAAAUGACAUCCCUAUGUGUUGUCUUUUCCCUGAUCAUUCCCUGUCUAGUCAUACUGAAGCAGUGUGAGGAGUGUUUUUCUUGUAUUUAAAGAGGUUCUUCUCUGAAAUGUCUGAUUCUGCACAAGUGCACUUAACACGAAUAAAAAUGUUACCGAUGCAACACAACAAUAAGCAGACUUCUCUUGGCUGCAGAUAAUAAGCCUGAAGAAAAUAAAAAACUAAAACACAGCUGCAGAAAAAGAGAUCAGGGCCUCUACUGUCAGAUAAGGAGAUAGGAAUGUAUGAUUCAGACUCUGAGGGGGAAAUUCCCAUUCCUGAUGGGGGGUGAAAUGUUCCCACUGAUCAGGGGUGUGGGAUGCGUCCAGCGUUUUGGACAACACCUCCCUCAAAGUGAAGCCAAACAGAUUUAGAGCUCCAUCUACUGACCAGCUGCAGUAUAGGUCAUAAGCUCGGCCUCCUUUGUGUUAUCAAUUGGGACAUGGGGCAAACUUUAAAAUGAAAAUACAGGUAAAGAAAAGUUUUCUCAAACCCUGUUUCUGUCAUGCUAGCUUGUUUUUAUCAUGCUGAUUUGGGUUCAAGUCCUCCCUCGUUUUCUGAGAAGUUUCAUGUUUAGUUAUUAUUUGAUUCUAUAAAAUGGAGUAUAAUGAGUGACAGCUCUGAGAAAUAUGUCAGCGUCUGUCACAGGGGUCGUUUGGCUUCACUGUUGUAAACUGUAGAAGGUGGUGAUGUGUUGUCCAUCUUUGUAUACAGUCAAUGUUGCACACAUAUCUUUAUAGAAUUUGAAUGCUAUUUCUGUAAUCGCUUAUUAUACUUUUACUACUUUAAAAUUAAAGUAUCACACUGA